Molecule: messenger RNA, 1158 nt
Organism: Penicillium coprophilum
Lineage: Eukaryota; Fungi; Ascomycota; Eurotiomycetes; Eurotiales; Aspergillaceae
Exons: 2
Coding region: 1-1158 (385 amino acids)
Source: RefSeq, a predicted model, not a curated record
AUGGAGAUUGAGUCGAUGCCCCCAGUUGUGUGUCUCUCGAACCCGAGACUAGCAAUUAUUGUCACUAUUCGUCGGGCAGAGGAUGACUGUGAUAAGCCCUGUAUCUUUCGCUGGAGCAGCAUAUAUGAUGCAUGGGGUCCCUCCGGCUUCGUAGUCUUUCAACACACACCAGAUGGUCUAAAAAGGGUCGAAGGAACGCCUGGACGGCCACCUCCUCGGACUGUCAAGAUCACAGGAUAUGAAUUUGAAACAGAAGAACUUCUUCCUGGACAAACUAUCAGUCGAAAUAUAAACUCUAUGAGCCCCUUUUUGGAUCAUAUGGUGGUCGGUGAGAGAUAUGAGCUAGUUUGGCUUGGGGCUGAAUAUGCCUUGUGGGCUUGGGGCACCUUGCGCGACCAUUGGGAGCAAGAAAUUGGGGAUAACUCCAGGCUACCCCUUGUUGUCAUCCCGGGUGGGGCCUCUCGCUCUUUUUACGGCGUAGAUGUGGAAGAACUUGCAGAGCCAGAACCGUACGAGCCUUCUCUGAUAGAGAAAUCGGAUCGAAUUCCUGGAGCCCCUUGCAUAUGUGUGUUUCUGGAAAGUCCAUCAGAAAUGUCCAGAACAGAAGGAAUCUCUAUCACAAUGAAGAUUACCUAUGAUGGUCUUACGAAUGAGGACCACGGGGCGAUCAAUGAUGACACAAAGCCGAUCAUCAUCCACAAUUAUCCUUUUCGUCAUAGUCACUGUCGACUGCAACGCCGUUGCCCCGAUUACGAUCCGUCAAAAGAUUCAAGCGGGGAUUCUACACAGUGGAAGACCUAUUAUGACAACGAAAGAAAUCCGGGCUGGAGGAUUGUAGAUGAACCGGAUGUUGAGAUCAACGUCACGGAUUCCGAGUAUUUCCGCGGCCUUAAACCCGGAGAAUCUUUUGUCAAAACUCUUCAACUUGAAGAUUUCCACUUGCAUCCCGAUACAGUGGUCGGCGACACAUAUCGUUACCAGUACUGUGGUGGCUGCGUCGACUGGUGGGUUUGGGGUGAUUUCAAAGAGCAUGCAAAUACAGUAGUGAAAUUGCCAUGUUGGCUGCAAGAUUAUGUCGUCGACCCCGAUGAUAAUGAUGGAAGGCCUUUCAUAAUGAUCCCUUCGUCUAAUUUUGUCGAGUUUACUAUUGUUGAAUGA